This is a messenger RNA of Parasteatoda tepidariorum (common house spider), 1570 nucleotides long. Its product is annotated as ELMO domain-containing protein 3. Lineage: Eukaryota; Metazoa; Arthropoda; Arachnida; Araneae; Theridiidae. The record is from RefSeq and is a predicted model, not a curated record.
GAGUAUGUGGGGUAGAGAAAACGGAAGAGUGUCCCACUUAAUUUUUCUUGCUCAUGAUUUUAACUGAUAUUUCGAUUUGUUUACAUUUAAUUAGAUUUGAGGAGCUGUUGUUAAGCUGAAAAUUGUUUUAAUGGAAUGACAAUUAAUGAUUUUUUUAGUUAUGCACUUAGACGCGAUCGAUGAAGGUGAUGAAACAGCAGCUGUUAAAGAUGAGCAUAUUAUCACAUUUGGAAAUAAACCUGCUAUUUUCAAGCACAAGGAAAUUGUUGAUUUAUCUCAGUCUAGAAAAGACAUCGAACUUGCUCAAGCAGAAUGGGAUCAGUUAGGUUCAAAUGAAGGUACCUUUAUUCCUACUUGUAAAACUGAACCAAUAUCUGUUGAUGAGGUACUGAACUUUUUCCGAUCAGCAAACAUGAGCCAAUUUUUGAAAUGUAUCAAACCUGUAAAGCAAAGGAAGAGAAUUGAGGCUUUAAAACACUGGAUUGUUGGACCUCCCAAAUUAAAUCUAAGUUUAAUUUCAGAAAGAAAUUUAUUCUUUGCCAUUGCUUUAUGUCCUUUUGAUAGCAGUGAAGAAAUACAUAUCAGAGUACUCCAGACUUUAUACAGAACAUUGACUAACUCUAAUAAAGAUUGUCCUCGCUAUGGGAAACAUUGGGAAGAUGUAGGGUUCCAAGGCAUCGAUCCAGGAACUGAUUUACGAGGUGUUGGAUUUCUUGGUCUCAUACACUUACUGUCUUUUGCUCUCAAUCCAGCCACUGCUGAUCUUGCCAAAUCAAUUUCUGUUCUUGCUAAAAAUGAGAAGCAAAACUUUCCUUUUUGUGCCAUGGGGAUUAAUAUUACUAGAAUAGUUGUAGAAUCAAUGCGGGAAGAAGUUCUAAAUAGGGAGUGUAACAGGUGCAUGGAUGUUUUCAAAGUAACCAAUGAUUUUUAUGCAGGAAUUUUCCUCAGGUUGUAUGUUAUAUGGUAUCAACAAAAGAAAACUAUUAUGGACUCGGGAUUUGUUAUUAAAGAUUUAACUGAGAUUGCUAAGAAACAUUCUUCUGUGAUAUUGAAAGAACUAUCCAACUAUUUAAAAGUGAACCAAGUUCCUGAUAAGACGUCUAAUGUUGCUCAUGGAUUUGCAGGAGCUGGAGACAAUAUAGCCACAGUAUAGCCUAUAAAAAUAUUCACCUGCACAAUCCUUUUGUCAGAUCAUCUAACAAAUGUUUUUUACAUUAAUAUUUUAAUAUCUUUUUAUGAGUUAUGUCAUUUUAGUAGUCAUGAUUGUUAAUAAUUUUAAAAUUAUCUAUUAUUAUGUAAAUUAAUAUAUAUAUAUAUAUUUAAAGGUUGUAUCUUUGUAAUUUUAAUGCAAAAUGUGAAAAGAAUGUUCUAAAUCAGUGGUCUCCAAAAGAUGUUUUGCGUAAGGGUUACAUGAUUCCCAAAGUUUUUUUUUUUUUAAUUGAUUAUAAUUUCUGAAAUCUGUAAUCAUAUUUAUGCAAUUAUCCAUUAUUUAUUUAAUAUUUUGGUUACAUUAAUGAGAAUUAAACUAAAAUUUAGUAAAUAUAUAAAUAGCAAAAUUUAGAAAAAUAUA